AAUAGAAAAUACGAAUACUCAUUAACGGCUGAAUUUAUUAAACAGUUAAACUCGUUCUUCACAUUUGAUUAGAUUUGAGGAAAGAAAAACAAAAACAAAAGCAAACACACUUAAGUGCUUUGUUGCGCGAUUCAUGCGCCGCAGACACUUUAGACAAGGUGUCUUCAACACAGAUUCAUUGUGAUUUCGCCGCUCGAUAAAGACGCAUUUCGAAUUUCACAUUUCGCUUGGCGGCGCGCAAACUAAACUUCGCUAAAAUUCAAUUCGACAUUUUCUAAAAUCACUAAUAACGUGUUGUAAACAAAUAAGUACAGUUAGAUAUUGGCGUAAGUGCGGCGCGCAUGCAAACGCUACAUGUUAACGGUGCAGUGCGAGCAACAGAUUAGCGAAUGCGGUGCUUGAAAGCGUGCUAUGUAUUAAGUGACGUUCUAAACGCUUUAUUUUGAAAAUUAAACUUUUUUUUCGAAAACUUGUGCAUUUGAAAUUGAAUUUUUUUUAUUGCGUUCACGCUUUUAUUGCUUGAAAGUCAAUCAGCUACGUUGUACCUACCACUUAGCGGCUGUUAACAAACAAAAUUGAAACAAAAUUGCAGCGCUCAUUUUGCAGAGGCAACAACAACAGCGUUAAAGCUCGAAAUAAAGUAUUAAAAAGCUAUUAUUAACGUUUGGGCAUUGGCAAUUAGCAGAAUGUCAACGAAAUAUAAUUUACGAGCUUGCACGAGUGCAACACUGUCACUUUCACUGCUGCUCCUAGUGGGCUACGGCAGCGCGCUGUACUCCUGGUGCGAUCCGACCUUAUGCGAGCGCGGCGUGCGACACUUGGCCUGUCGCAAUAAUGGUGAUUUUGCCAAACGCUGCGCAUCCGAUGCCAUUGAGUUGGACAUUUCCGAUUAUAAGGAUCAAUUUGUGCACGAGCACAAUAAGCGAAGAAAUUUCCUAGCGCUCGGUUUGCUGCCCGGCUACUAUCCCGCAGCGCGCAUGGCCACAAUGAUUUGGGAUGAUGAGCUACAAUAUUUGGCAUCACUCAAUUUACGCACUUGUAUACUAGACCAUGACUCUUGCCAUACCACUUACCGUUUUCAGUAUUCCGGCCAAAAUCUCUGCGGCGUUGUGCGUGAUCGCAAUCCAAAUGUGAAUGUGAGCGGAAUUAUCGAAGAAGUGAUGGGUUUGUGGUUCAAUGAGUAUCCAUUGAUCGAUAGCAGUUAUAUAAGGAAAUUCCGCGUGACCAAGUACUUUGAGGACUACGGUCACUUCGCUGAGAUUGCCGUCGAUCGUAAUACACACGUGGGUUGUGGUAUUAUACGCUUCACACGCCCCGAUGUACCCUACGUCUACAUCUACAACAUGGUCUGUAAUUAUGCGUCAAUUUAUGCCUUGGACACACCCGUUUACACAGUGGGCCAACCCGGUUCACGCUGUCUGGCGGGUAAAAACCCCUAUUAUCCCGGUUUAUGCUCCGAAAAGGAGCAGAUCAAUCCGAAUUAUUAAGAGCCAGUGCUUUUAUGUAGUUAUAGUAGUGAUUAAUGCUAAGUUUAACACAAAUAAAUGCUUGUGAAUAGUUAAUAAAAAAAUUAUAAUAAAUAAAAAAUUUUAUGUAAUAAACAACAAAAAAUAGCUGACAAAUUUAAA
Messenger RNA from Bactrocera oleae (olive fruit fly), 1628 nucleotides. Its product is annotated as venom allergen-1. NCBI's taxonomy places the organism in Eukaryota, Metazoa, Arthropoda, Insecta, Diptera, Tephritidae. The record is from RefSeq and is a predicted model, not a curated record.